AUGGAAUUCUCUCUCACAAUUGUCUCCGACCUGGACACGGUCCUCGACAACACCCGUGGUAUUCUCUGGACAAUCUUCUUCAACAGACUGUUUGGCCCGAUCACUCCUAAGAAUGACUACUUUCUCGGUGUGCCGUACCCCAAGGUGGUCGGAGCAACUGCACUGGAAGAUCUGAUCAAUUCAGAGGCUACAUCAAUGGUAAAGAGCUUGACGGAUAGCCCGUUAUCUCAAGACGCCGCCGUGUUCAAAAGCUCAAUAGCAAUCAAGUUUUAUGAGCGCGACCGACAUGCCGUUUGCUGGGAAACGUGGACUCUGCGUGUAAACGUUAUCAACAACAGACGGUAUCCGGCUGCGCCCGGGGAGAGACACGAUCUGGAUGCGUACCGCGAGGUAUUCGAAAACAACUUGAUGGAGAUCUGCGAUGUAGUGGAUGCCCACAAGUCCCAUAUACCGGCAAUCACCUCGAUGGAAACGUCUCCAUUCCCAUACCGAAUUCUACGCCAGGACUCCAGCGGAAAUUCGGGCACUGCAAGCGUUGAAUACGUCGCCACUACCGACGCCGGCGAUGUGAUAGUUCAAUCAGCCGCUGCAAACACAGGCGUUUACGGAGAAGAGAUCCUGAGAAACGGCUACAACUUCAUAAAGAAGAUGCUCAGUGAAUGA
This is a messenger RNA of Kuraishia capsulata CBS 1993, 663 nucleotides long. RefSeq lists its product as uncharacterized. Gene Ontology annotation, biological process: autophagosome assembly; autophagy. Gene Ontology annotation, cellular component: phagophore assembly site. Lineage: Eukaryota; Fungi; Ascomycota; Pichiomycetes; Pichiales; Pichiaceae. The coding region runs from base 1 to 663 and encodes 220 amino acids. The transcript has a single exon. The record is from RefSeq and is a predicted model, not a curated record.